This is a messenger RNA of Bipolaris oryzae ATCC 44560, 228 nucleotides long. RefSeq lists its product as uncharacterized. The annotation marks the transcript as partial. NCBI's taxonomy places the organism in Eukaryota, Fungi, Ascomycota, Dothideomycetes, Pleosporales, Pleosporaceae. The record is from RefSeq and is a predicted model, not a curated record. The transcript has a single exon.
GGGGAUGUCGCUGUAGACGACGUUUCAGAUGAGGAUUUGGACACGGCUUGGGCUGCUUCUGCAUUGGGCUGUGUGGGCUCUCUCCCCCUGGGUACUGAAAACAGAUUUUUCGGCUUCCCACUUUUGUCGAUUUCAAUACUUCUAGAGAUAUUUGCACGGGUGAGCCGGGGGGGGGGGUUUCCCAUAAUACUUGUGCAAGGUUGGGAGAGAAAGUCGGGGGGAAUGUGA